UCAGAACUGCAAGACGCUCAUAUUGCGUUACAUUGUAGCAAAAUGGCGGCUGUCAUUCAGAAUCCACUAAAAGCGUUGGGUGACCAGUUCUACCAGGAUGCCAUUGAGCAGUGCCGCAGCUACAACGCCCGGCUGUGCGCCGAGCGCAGCGUCCGGCUGCCCUUCCUGGACUCCCAGACUGGCGUGGCUCAGAACAACUGCUACAUCUGGAUGGAGCGCCACCAUCGCAGCCCUGGAGUGGCUGCAGGGCAGAUGUAUACGUACCCAGCGCGCUGCUGGAGGAAGAAGAGGCGGCUUCACACCUCUAUGGAUCCUCGCCUUGGCCUGUGUGGUCUGCAGUUAGAUGGGGGUGUGAUGUCAAAGGACUCCCUGCCCAACCAGAGCACCACCCUGGAGGCUCUGCUACGAGGAGAAGGUCUGGACAAGAGAAACAACUCGAAGGAGGAAGAGAGUCUCUUAGAGAUCCAGCGGGUACUGGAGGCGGAUGCUGCGGAAGAUGCGUUCCACGACGAUGAGGAUUACGAAGUGGACACUCCCAAAAGGAGACACAGAGGCAAAGGCAGGGGUCGAGGUACAGGCCGGCGGAGGACGGAGAGAGAUGACCAGGACAAGCCAUACGUCUGCGACAUCUGUGGGAAGCGCUACAGGAACCGCACAGGGCUGAGCUAUCACUACACCCACUCCCACCUGGGGGAGAGCAGAGCAACAGAGAGGGGCUCCGGGACCAGGUCACCGUCCACACACCGACCCGACAAACACAAACGCCUGAAGGUUCCAGGCGGGUCCAGCAUCUCCAACAACAGCUGCUCAAACUGCCGGGGCUCCCACAGGAGAGCAGGACACCCGGGCCAGAGAGCCCCCUGCGACGCCUGCCGGAUCCCUGCAGGGUGCCGAGAGAAGGAGGAGAGGUCCCUGGUGGGGGCAGAGGAGCUGUUUGGCACCACCUCAGAGAGCGACACCUCCACCUUUCACGGCUUCGAGGAUGACGAUCUGGAGGAGCUUCCCUCAAACGGCCACGGCUUGUCCAGCAGACACAGAUAGGACGCACUGCUCCCAUCCAAGGACUAUUUUUUAAUUGGAAGAACCUCUGGCACAAGUCUGCUGCUUCUUUGUCAAUGUUUUUGUUUUGUGGAAAAGAGACAGUUAGCACAAGUGGUGAUGAUGAUUUCAGGACAGAACGGCAAGUGUUAUUUUAUCUACUGAACUUGUAGAAUAAUUUACUGUUGAAUAAUUUAUGAACAUGUUUUUUUUUUUUAUUACUUUAAAGAAGAGUAACUGACAGUGGUUCUUGAGAAGUGCUCUCCUAGGUUAACAGAAGAAAUAUUUCCCCCUCAUUGGAGCCGAGAGGCAAGAACGAGAUGAACAAAAAACACUGGAAUGCUUGGAAACAUUUGUGUUGCUCCCUUUUGGAUAAUUUUGCCAGAGAUUUCUUUUUUUUAAUAUAAUUUAUCAAAAAUUCAGACUGAAAUGUUAAACUUGAGAUUGGAAGAGGAAGGACUGUCCUUCCCUCAUGUGGUUGAAGUCACUGGACUAGGAGGUCAGGCUGUGAGAAGGAAUUAAGACAUUGUGCUUUGGCUUUUCUGUUCUCUGGAUUAAAACAGUGAAAAUGAAGGAAUUAAUCAGUCGAUGAAAAGAACCAAGUGGAGGAGGUGUAUGAAGAUUAUUCUAAAAGAGGAGCGUUUGUUAGUCGCAAGGAGCACAGAGCCAUGGCAUGAGGUCCCAGAGGGUCCUGGAGCCAAAGAACCUGCUGGACUAGCCAGCCGGCAGACUAGCCAUCCACCUACACCCCCAGACCCCUCCAGACUAGCCAUCCACCUGCACCCCCAGACCCCUCCAGACUAGCCAUCCACCUGCACCCCCAGACCCCUCCAGACUAGCCAUCCACCUGCACCCCCAGACUGCUCCAUGCUACUCAAACCUCUGUUUUUAAAAGUGGUUCCUCACUAAGGAAUAUGGAUCGAUGGAACAUUUGAAACGACAGUGGACCUACUUUCAUUUCCCCCCCUUGCCCCUCGCUGUGGCCAGGCUGCACUGGUAAAGGCUGGCGUGCGUGCGUGUGCCCCUCUCCUCCAGUCUCUCUUCACCGUGCCCACAGUGACCCAGUGUGACGUCAUCAUCUGCAUCCCUGUGCCUGCCUGCCUGCCACACCACCAAGACUCCUCCUGCCAUGACCCCCGCUACAGAGAUGGUGCUGAACCCCACCACUAACACAACUAAACCUGCGUUAAGCUCUCCUCCUAUGAGGCUUCUCCAUGUCUGUCACAUGAUCUUAGUUGUCUUCAUGCUGGUGGUUGUGAUGUGUGUCUGGACAGGCCCCUCUGGUACCAGCUCAGCCACACUACCUCUACUAAGGCCCCCUGGCCACUCUGCUCCUCCAGUGCAUGUCAACAGCAAGCCCCGCCCCCUGCUUCACGUGAUUGUACACCAUUGGCCGAGAAGGAUUGAAACUCCUCUGCAGGAAGUUCUGAACAUCCAAUCGGAGGAGAGCGGUGUGUUUGGAAUGUCCUGUAGUGUCAACAGAUUUCCUCCCAGCUUUAGGAAACCCUGCAAUAACAACAACCUCGGACGCUAGUUUGCCCCCCCCCCCCUCCCCCCCCUUCCCCCAGCCAGUGCAAUGGGGAAUAUUACCUUUCUGUUUUCUGCUUAUUCAUAUUUCAUUACCACUUGCAAUUUUUUUUCCCAGUGAACUGUGACUUUGUUAUUUUCAGUAGAAUCAGUUUAAAACAAACAUUUGUACUUAAUGUCAUUUUGUGUCAGACUAAAUGGGAAGCGUGGACAUGCCGUGUUCCCUCGUACAUCUGGUAACUAACAGAUGGGUCUCUAGUCGACGUGAAGAUAUCGAGCCAUUUAUUCUGUAACGGAGUCUAGUUCUUUUUAUGAAGUGUAGAAGGUGCCUGAAGACUCAAAAGCUGGACUUUUUAAUGAAGUUGCCGAGUUCUGUGUAUACUGUCAAAUACCUCUGCAUUUUGGUUUUCGCUGCAUUUUGUGUGGAGAACGAGAAGCCAGAUGCAAGCUGAUAACAUGCAGGAGGGAUACUUGGUUGUUGACGUAAAAAAAAACUCACUCAGUCAUUCUCAACACUGAAUUCCCUCAGGGAUCCCUGUCAUCAACAGUUGAUAACCUUCUCAAGAGAGCUAAUUUUUUGAGGUGGGGUUGUCAACUAAAUUGUUGUCUUUUUAUCGGUGACCGAGUUUCCAUGGUGACUUGAGCAAGGUCUGGAGUCGUGGAUGCUUUUGCUCGCUCAGACAAGCACGAGAGUAAGAGUUUUGUUCCAUUUCCAAUGUUCUCUCAAAUGAACGGGUCUAGCUUGGAGCACUUCCAUACGAAACAAUGUUCCUCAUGGUUAGUCAGUGAUGUCUGCAUAGUAACAAAUGUCACCAAUUAU
Messenger RNA from Hypomesus transpacificus, 3385 nucleotides. Its product is annotated as zinc finger protein DPF3-like. Bases 43 to 1041 code for a protein of 332 amino acids. Lineage: Eukaryota; Metazoa; Chordata; Actinopteri; Osmeriformes; Osmeridae. Gene Ontology annotation, cellular component: nucleus. The record is from RefSeq and is a predicted model, not a curated record. The transcript has 10 exons.